AUGGCACGGGACGAAAUUAGCAUACGCAAUAAAAUGAAGCGGCAAGCGCUGUUUGCUGAUCUCAAGGAUCAAAAAAACAAGGACCGUCAUUCCAUGCGCAGAACCCGAGCCAAGGAAGAACGAGAAAACCCGGAACUUAAGGAAAAAAGACUUCAAGAGAACGUCACAAAUACCAUCGAUAGCUUGCGUGUUUAUGAUGAGACUAUUAGCCAGCCUACUGAUGGUGACGAAAACGAUUUUGCCCGCUUUUUCAAUCGCGGCACCGAACCCCCAAAGAUCCUGCUGACGACCAACGUCAAUGCCAAAAAAAAGGCUUACGAAUUUGCCAACGUGCUUAUCGAAAUUUUGCCCAACGUAACGUUUGUGAAGAGGAAGUUUGGCUAUAAGCUCAAGGAAAUGGCCGAGUUCUGCAACAACCGUAAUUACACCGACCUGGUGAUCAUCAACGAAGACAAGAAAAAGGUUACGGGACUAACGUUCAUUCACUUACCCGAGGGUCCAACGUUCUACUUUAAGGUCAGCUCCUACGUCGAAGUCCAGAAAAUCGUGGGCCACGGAAGACCGACAAGUCACAUCCCAGAGCUCAUUCUCAACAAUUUCAACACCAGGCUCGGGAAAACUGUGGGGAAGCUCUUUCAGUCCAUCUUCCCACGAAACCCAGACUUCGAAGGCCGUCAAGUAAUAACUUUGCACAACCAGCGAGACUACAUUUUUUUCCGCAGACACCGGUACGUGUUCCGCAAUGAAGAAAAGGUUGGUUUACAAGAGCUUGGUCCGCAGUUCACGCUAAAGCUGCAACGCUUGCAACACGGUAUCAAGGAAGAAACCGAGUGGGAGCACUCAGCUGCCAUGGACAAGGAAAAGAAGAAGUUUUAUUUGUGA
Messenger RNA from Lachancea meyersii CBS 8951, 882 nucleotides. NCBI's taxonomy places the organism in Eukaryota, Fungi, Ascomycota, Saccharomycetes, Saccharomycetales, Saccharomycetaceae. The record is from the annotation of a GenBank genome assembly.